CUCACUCACACUUUCGCUCUUUCUCAUUUACCUUCAUUUAUUACCUCCGCCCGACGAUUCAAAAAGCAGAGCGCAUCUUUCGAAAUGAUUACAAAACUAGACAGUGUGCUUUUGCCCCGCAAAAAGUUCAUCUACCAUUACAAGAACAUGCGGUGGGCAAGGGGUCGGCAUGAGACAUACCUCUGCUUUGUUGUAAAGAGACGUGUGGGACCAGACUCCUUGUCAUUUGACUUUGGGCAUCUCCGCAAUCGCAAUGGCUGCCAUGUAGAGGUGCUGUUUCUGCGCUACAUUGGAGCUUUGUGCCCUGGUCUCUGGGGAUGUGGAGGUACUGGAGAGAGGAGGCUCAGCUACUCUAUCACCUGGUUCUGCUCCUGGUCUCCCUGUGCCAACUGUUCCUUCAGACUGGCCCAGUUCCUCAGCCAGACACCCAAUCUCCGUCUCAGGAUCUUUGUCUCCCGCCUUUACUUUUGUGAUUUUGAGGGCACUGACAGCGAGGGCCUGAGGAUGCUGAAAAAAGCAGGCGUGCAGAUCACAGUCAUGACUUACAAAGACUACUUUUACUGCUGGCAGACAUUUGUAGCACGAAAGCAGAGCCACUUCAAGGCCUGGGAAGGACUGCACCAAAACUCUGUUCGACUGGCCAGGAAACUCAAUCGCAUCCUUCAGGUACUGCACAUUGACCACACUUGUUCCCCUUCAUUUAAAGCCACAUCCACUGAUGAGAUAAUAAUAAUUUCUGUCUGUCUUUCUCAGCCUUGUGACACAGAGGAUUUAAGAGAUGCCUUCAAGCUUCUUGGACUGUGAAUCCUACCUGUGACCUCAUCUGUUCUGACUGUGAAGACAUAAUAUAGUCCAUCACUACACCUGCUAAACUGAGAAUGAACUAAAACAUGGCAAGGCGUGUGACGUUAGCUUAUGCAUUUUUCUGUAGCGAUAUCUUGUGAAAUGAAUAAAUAAAUGUUCUUUGUAUUGCUUUUUAUUA
Sphaeramia orbicularis (orbiculate cardinalfish) is the source of this 982-nucleotide messenger RNA. It is a transcript of the gene aicda, whose product is annotated as activation-induced cytidine deaminase. The transcript has 4 exons. The record is from RefSeq and is a predicted model, not a curated record. The coding region runs from base 85 to 804 and encodes 239 amino acids. NCBI's taxonomy places the organism in Eukaryota, Metazoa, Chordata, Actinopteri, Kurtiformes, Apogonidae. Gene Ontology annotation, cellular component: cytoplasm; nucleus. Gene Ontology annotation, biological process: cytidine to uridine editing. Gene Ontology annotation, molecular function: RNA binding; zinc ion binding; cytidine deaminase activity.